UGUGUGUGUGUGAGUUCAAAUUCUUUGUCAAAUCUUGAUAUGGGACAUUGCUGAAUUUGAGUUGUGUGAUUUCAAAAUUACUGAACUCUUCUCUUGUUAGUACAAUGAAUUUACGAUUAAAUUUGUUGACGGUAGAAAGCAUUGGCUAUGCAAGCACGAAUAGAAGGGAAGAACUGUGUUGUGACAGGGGCGAAUUCUGGCAUUGGCUAUGCAACUGCAGAGGGCCUAGCUGCACGUGGAGCAACAGUGUAUAUAGUGUGCCGGAGCAAGGAGUGGGGUGAGGCAGCACACUCAAAGAUCCAGUCUGCAACGGGCAAUAAGAAUGUCCAUUUGGAGAUUUGUGAUAUUUCUUCCAUUGACGAUGUGAAAACUUUGGCGUCGCGGUUUUGUGCGAUGGAUGAGCCUGUGCAUAUUCUAAGGUUAUCCAGCAACCUUAGAACAAGUGAUGAAGGUGCUGAUACGGUGAUAUGGCUGGCCCUACAGCCUAAAGAGAAGCUCGUGUUACUUCGACCGGGCUGAGGCACCUAAGCACCUGCCUUUCACAGCUACAAAGCGCUCACAUUCUGCUGUAGACUCCAUUGUAGGUAGGUAAACUCCAUAGUAUGGCCAACUUCUACUGAAACUAUACGUAUAGAGAAAGAUCUGUUUGUCCAAUUCAUCAAAACUACUAAACACUUUAUAUUGAUUGAACAUUUGAGUCAUUAUACA
Messenger RNA from Salvia hispanica, 708 nucleotides. NCBI's taxonomy places the organism in Eukaryota, Viridiplantae, Streptophyta, Magnoliopsida, Lamiales, Lamiaceae. The record is from RefSeq and is a predicted model, not a curated record.